UUUUAGAAAAUUAAUUAGAAAAGAGGGAAAAAUUAAGUUUGCUUAUGCAUAAAAUCAAAACUUGGAGGCUCUUCUGAGACUUGGCAUAACAGGAUGAAAGAAGCUAGUGUUCUGGGGUGUUUUGAUUAAUUGACUUGCUCUAACCACUCUUGUAAUGAAUCCUUCCCAGCAUGGUGCAGUCAUGAAAUGUGCAUCCUUCUUAUUAACAGGGAAAGUAUAAUUUUUGAAUCGUCUUUUGUUUUUUUCUUUUUUUCUUCCUUUUUUUUUUUUUUUUGGUGGAACAGAUGAAUCUAUACUGAUCCAUUGACACUCUUUUAUCCUGGAGGUUUCAUGCCUAAGGUCCUGCCAGACUGGAAGGGAGUUGUCCCUGUCUGACUCUGGAGUGAGAAGCCACUACAACGAUCCUUGGGCACCAUGAAACUUCUUCAAGUGACCAUCCUUUGUCUUCUGUCCAGCCUUUGUAGCAGUAAAGAUAUUGAAAAUGGAACCAUUCCUGUAUUAUCAUCAUUCACAAUUUCUGCAACAAAAACGUCUGUAAUAACACCAAGGACAGCGGCAUCACCAACUCCUACAAAAGCAAUAACUGGAAUAUUUCUCAAAGAAACAACCAACAAGGAGUCCUCACAAACAUCUCUGCUGCCAACACUUUCUUCAUUAACCACUACAGUUAAAGGAGAUACAACCAAUGGUGUCACGAAGAAUAAGUUUAUCACUGCAAAUACAACAGUGACGAAUCUACUUCCAAAUGCUGUUUCAACAUUACAAAGUUCCCAGCACACGACUGAGAAUCAGAAUUCAGUUAAAAUAACAGAAAAAUCUGUUACAUCAGUUAACACUCGACAACCAGAUGCCUCGCCUUCUAAAAUCAGUCUAUUGCCCUCAGUAUCAACAGUAAUUCCGGAAAACACUUCACAGUCUCAAGGCACUGAGAAUGCAAAAAAUGCAAGCUCAUCUUCAGCCAGUCCCUCUUAUUCCAGUGUUAUUCUGCCAGUGGUCAUUGCUUUGAUUGUAAUAACACUUUCAGCAUUUGUUCUGGUGGGUUUGUAUCGAAUGUGCCGGAAAACAGAUCCAGGCACGCCAGAAAAUGGAAAUGACCAACCUCAGUCCGAUAAAGAGAGUGUGAAGCUUCUCACUGUUAAGACAAUUUCUCACGAGUCUGGUGAGCACUCUGCACAAGGGAAAAACAAGAACUGACAGCUUGAUCGAUCCUCCCCACACCUGGGCAGUACAUAUGCUUAAUCUUCAGCUUCUAUGCCCCAGGGUUAGAAAGAGAAAAAUCAAUCCUGACUUCCAACCCUGCUCGCCAGUCUGCACCAGUCACCUGCCCCAAUAAAACGAUGCCAAGAUGACAGACAAUAAUCUGACAGAAUCAAAAAGAAUCCUGGGCCUCUCCUGUCCCUUGAGACGUGUAAAAGCAUGUUGCUGCAUUUUAUAGGAACAUCCUCAGGAGACUGAAUUUUAGGAAGGUCAUUUGUGAGCGGUUAGCUUGACAGCCCAGGCACAUGGGUUUACUAAUGACAUGACCUUCCCUUGAGUUUAAAGUUUCCAGAGACGACAGAUUUUAUCCAUGAGAACUUUCCUACUUUCUUGAUGUGCUUAUAUUACCUAAUGUUUGUAUUUAUUGUUUUCCACUACAUUAAUGCAGGGAAAAUUUGUAAGUGUAUUGUUAAAUAUUAGGUAGAAAUCAUGAUGUGCCACUUUGUACAUAAAAAUAUUUUAUUCAUAUUUCUGUGUAAUUUUAAUAAAUAAUUACUGUAUUCAACACACUAAAAUAUCAUAAUGUGACUGUAAAAAUGGCAAUGUAUUGUCUUCCCAUAAUUACGAAUAUUUUUAUUGAUUAUUAGAAUAUGAGAACUCAGUAAUGAAAGUUGUCUGUAAUAAGUGAGAAAAGGACAAAGAAUUCAUGUAUCAGACCCUAUUAGAAGGAAGUCAUACCAUUUCUUUGGUCUUUCUAUUUGUAAUUCACACUAUACGACAAGGAUGUAAGGGCAUUUAUGAUACUCUGUACGGCAUUCAUUAAGAAGAUAACAAACAGGAUUGAGACUUUUUUUCAUAAUCCUUUUAGUUGAUACUAUCUCUGUGCAUUUUUUAUUUUUUUAGAAAUGUAAUGAUUUGUUCUAGCAGUCAUUGUUAAAUCUCCAGUUUAUAGAAACCAACACUCUGUAAAUACAUAAUUGCGAUAUUAUUUUUCAGUGCAUCCCUUUCAUUAACAUACCAUAUAAUUACAGCUGCCACUCCGUCAGGAGCGCACUCUUCUGUUCAAAGCUAAUUGAUCAACCUUGACCACUUCUUGGACACAUGCAAUCAAAAUGUCAUGUUGGUUGAAGUUUUAUGGAAAGCUUUGAAACUAAUAAACUACCAGUGGCAGUUCUUUAA
Molecule: messenger RNA, 2376 nt
Organism: Pteropus alecto (black flying fox)
Lineage: Eukaryota; Metazoa; Chordata; Mammalia; Chiroptera; Pteropodidae
Gene: EMCN
Product: endomucin
Exons: 13
Coding region: 415-1194 (259 amino acids)
Source: RefSeq, a predicted model, not a curated record